AUGCAUACACUUAAUAUUGUUGGAGUCUCUGCUAUGGCAUCAACAGCCAAACAAUUUCAAGAAACGGUUAUGUUCUCACGCUUUGGUGAUUUUAAGACAAAUGUCAAGUUUUACUCCCUGCAGAUUAUAGUCAGUGCCUUGCCUUCUCAAAUUCUCAUUCGGGGCAACUUGAAAAUGCCCCAUAACAUGCAAAACCAGUUAGCGAAUCCAAAUUUUCACAUUCCUAGUCCUAUAGAUGUAUUGUUGGGUGCUGAUAAAUUUUUUGAUAUACUUUAUGGUGAAAAGUAUCCAUUAUUAAAUCUAGCCAGCUUGAUUCGUACCAUGUUAGGAUGGAUAGUAACAGACAAAAUCUCGAUUGUGUCAACAUCUAAUACAUUACCAAACUUUAUGAUCCAUAAUCAAUCUGCAUUAUCGUUCUUCAAGUCAAAGCCCAAUCAACGCUUUCUUGAAGAGUUCAAAGCCGAAGAGCAUUUUCAAUCAACAUUCAGUCGUAAUUACAGUGGUAGGUUCGUAGUAAUGCUGCCAAUGGCACAAGAUCCCAAGGGGCUUGGUGAUUCAUUAGAUAUGGCUCAAAAAAGAUUUUUAAAUCUAGAGAGACGACUCCUAAAAGAUAAAAUACUUACUGAUCAAUACGAUAAUUUUAUUGCUGAAUAUAAUCCUUGGGUCACAUAG
Molecule: messenger RNA, 672 nt
Organism: Melanaphis sacchari
Lineage: Eukaryota; Metazoa; Arthropoda; Insecta; Hemiptera; Aphididae
Exons: 1
Coding region: 1-672 (223 amino acids)
Source: RefSeq, a predicted model, not a curated record